AUGUAUUGUGGAAAUAUUGCUCCUGUCUUGCUUUUUGAGUGUAGCAUUGUGAUUUUGGAGAAAGCUCAUAAGGACGGCCAGAAGAAGAACGAAGAGACUAUUUCAAGUGUGGCUGCUGAGAUUAAGUCUAUGAUUGAUGAAUUGAAGUCCAAAUUUGACAAAGAUAGACAAGGUUUUUCUAAAGCACUUUCGAAGAGCUCAAAAGAGUUUGAGAAAUGUUUGAAAAAGGAAACUUCCAAGUUCCAAACACUUUAUCAGCAAUUUUGCAAGGAAAAUUCAACCCAUUUGCAGGCAUUGAAACAUACCAUUUCCAAGUUUGAAGAAGAGAAGGAAAGGCUUUUAAUGCGAUAUGAACAAAUGAGAAAGAAAGAAAAGAGUAUGAUGUCAGAACAUGAGAAAGCUUGCGGAGAUAAAAUUACUCGAUUGCAGGAGUCUCUGAAAAGGAAAACUCAGGACGACAAAACUUUCAGCAUUUUGAGGAAAACUUUGGGUUCCCUUUUUGAGAAUGCCUCGGAUGAGGAUAUCCCACCUGAUGAUUAAAGCUUUGCUUCAGUGUUGGCAUCUCAGAGAAAAGGAAAAACUGACCACUCUUUCAACCUGAUUCAAGAUAUGUCCUUUAAUAUCUUCCUUAUUACACUAUCUCUAGAUAGUAGGAAAAACUUAAAUUGUCCAUAGUUAAUUUCCAUUAACAAUUCUCGACAGUCAAUAUUGAAUAUUCAAAUGUUUUCUGCUCUACACAAACAA
This is a messenger RNA of Humulus lupulus (European hop), 744 nucleotides long. RefSeq lists its product as uncharacterized. The transcript has 7 exons. The record is from RefSeq and is a predicted model, not a curated record. The coding region runs from base 1 to 540 and encodes 179 amino acids. Lineage: Eukaryota; Viridiplantae; Streptophyta; Magnoliopsida; Rosales; Cannabaceae.